AUGAGCUUGGAUUUCACGGUUCGUUUGUUGAGUGAGAACAACAAGAAAAGAUCGACGGUGUUCUCACCAGCCGCUCUUGGAUGUGCACUGGCCACCGUGCACUAUGGAGCUGAUGGAUGGACGCAGAGAGAGUUGAAUGAUAUUCUCUUUCGAGGCCAUUCUCCUUGUGAUGUCACCAAGUUUUACAGUGACAUCGCCGUGGAGAUUUGCCAAGAGAAUCCGUACAUCAAAGCCAAGAUGAUGAAUCAUCUACUCUUGAGGAAAGAGUUUCAAGUGAACGAAAAAUGGCAGAGUGAGGUCGGUUCUCGAUUCGGGGCCACGGUUGAGACGGGAAACUUCAAGGCGGCUCAUGAGUUGGCUAGGGCUGUGAACGAGCGAGCCCGUGCGAAGACGAUCGGAAAAUGCCAGGAGAUUGUGUCGCCUAGCAACUUUUCCACUCCGAAAAACCUGACCUCGAUUCUCAUCAAUUGUGCCUCAUUCAAGGGUCUCUGGCCAAGAGGGUACUACAAGCCGAGAUUUCUCGAAUUCUACGGUGACAACGAAACAAGAAAGGUAUUGUUUCUUCAAAAGACGUUGAACAAUGCGUUGUGCAACUUCUCGCAAGCUGGUGUUCAAGUUGUCGGGAUCUCGUUCAAAGAUUACAACUACAAGCUGUGGAUGUUCCUGCCGGAUAAGAGUAUUUCAUUGAAAGAGUGGAUCGAUUCGUUGAACGCGACUUUCUUGGAGUAUCUCAUUGAGGGAGCCGAAUGGAAGGCUUGCCAUGUGAAGUUCCCCAAGUUCAAGACGGAGAACCACAUUCCGACAAAAAGGAAUCUCCAGAAUCUUAAAUUGAAUCAAAUCUUCACUGAACGGGCUCGUUUGGAGAAGAUCUGCCAUCCAUCGACGUACAUCACCGACAUUGUGCACAAAUGUCAUGUUGAGAUUGAUGAGGAGGGUGCAGAGCCGGUCGUUGUUCAGCAUCAUGCUUCCUCGGGCUCUCGUCUCACCAAUGUCCGGGUCAAUCCAUCAUGUGGUGGUGGCGGACCAAGAUGUUUACGUUACGACCAAGAUGGACAAGGCCAAUUCGAUGAUUAUUCGAAAGAGAACAGUCCAACUCCAUUCAUCAAUUCUGACACAAAUGUGCCCAUCUUUGUGCCCCGGACAUUGACACCAGCAGCUCCAAAAGUCUCCAUGAAAGCCCCGAAGAUUCCGAUUGCACUGCUUGGGAACUGGGUGAACAAUCAGCCAAAACCGGCUCAAAAUGGGACUACACCUCAGGCGACCAAGCCAUCCAAGUCCACCCAGCCAGUCCAAUCAUUUCAACCACAAAAAACAAAACAACGCUUUGGCCCAUAUCGUCCUCCAAUUGAGGAGUUCAUCGCCGACCGUCCAUUCAUGUACCUGAUCACUUUCCGUGAUAAGGUUCUGUUCACUGAGAUGAGCUUGGAUUUCACAGUUCGUUUGUUGGUUGAGAACCACAAGGAGGAAUCGAGGGUGUUCUCGCCGGCCGCUCUCGGAUGUGCACUCACCACCUUGCACUAUGCAGUCGAUGGAUGCACGCACAUAUGCAAAAUUUCAUCGAUAAAGACUAGUCCAAAAGAUGCAACGAAGAGCGGAGACGACUCG
Molecule: messenger RNA, 1605 nt
Organism: Mesorhabditis belari
Lineage: Eukaryota; Metazoa; Nematoda; Chromadorea; Rhabditida; Rhabditidae
Source: the annotation of a GenBank genome assembly